GUACAGAUAUUGUGUUCUAAGACUGUUUUUACCAACACAUUCCAGCUACUACAAUUGUUUUGGGAGGGUGAGGAAGGCUCAGAAUUAAAGUGGCAAAAAAUAUGAAAUCUUCUAAAUCAAACGUGGAUUCUGGUUUAGAGUCAGAUACCCAGUGCAAAAGUGGAACAGGCUGCGUAGUGAAAUGUGGCUCAGAAAGAAUGGAGAGUGCUGCCAAAAGGAGACUAGCUGCUAAUGCCAGGGAAAGGAGAAGAAUGCAAGGACUGAACACAGCCUUCGAUCGACUAAGAAAGGUGGUUCCACAGUGGGGUCAAGAUAAAAAACUCUCCAAAUAUGAGACCCUUCAGAUGGCAUUAAGUUACAUUAUGGCUCUAACUAGGAUCCUUGCUGAAGCAGAGAGAUACAGCACUGAAAGAGACUGGAUUAACUUUCACUGUGAACACUUCCAUCAGGAGAGCUACCACACUUAUAUGGGACAGAAAAUGGAAACAGACAAUGACCCAUACACACAAAGAAUCUUCAGUUAUCCACCUGACCAUUUUCAAAUAGCUAAUUAGAACUAAUUAUUGACUAGUAUAAUUCAACAGACCAAAUGAGUAAUUUUGAAAAAUUAGCAAGAAUUAAGCUGCUGAAUAAGGUAAUCUUGUCAUUAUAACAGCUAUAUUCUUGUUUACUACUUAUGCUGAUGUUGCUUAAAUAAGUUUGUUUUGAAAAUUAUUUGCUAUGCAUCUAAAAGAUUGUUUCCCUAUUACUAAUGAAAUGUGUAUAAUCUGUGUUGUAUUUUAUUUAUGAAAUAUUUGUAACAAUCCCUUCAUAGUUCGUUUGAAUCUGGUAUUAAAUUUUACAUUAUCUUUGCUGUGAUGGGUCAUGUCACAUAAUAUUUUACACACCAGUGGCCAAAUUGAUCCAUGGUAUAACUCAAUGGAAUUAAACAUGGAUAAAUUUGUUCCCAUG
Molecule: messenger RNA, 951 nt
Organism: Malaclemys terrapin pileata
Lineage: Eukaryota; Metazoa; Chordata; Testudines; Emydidae
Gene: ATOH7
Product: atonal bHLH transcription factor 7
Exons: 1
Coding region: 102-554 (150 amino acids)
Biological process (GO): regulation of DNA-templated transcription; neural retina development
Molecular function (GO): protein dimerization activity
Source: RefSeq, a predicted model, not a curated record